This is a messenger RNA of Austrofundulus limnaeus, 254 nucleotides long. Its product is annotated as trigger factor. Lineage: Eukaryota; Metazoa; Chordata; Actinopteri; Cyprinodontiformes; Rivulidae. The record is from RefSeq and is a predicted model, not a curated record.
GGAACCCAGUCGUCCUGAUUGAGUCAGAACACAGCUGAUGCCACUUUUGCUGAUGAAGACUAAUAAAAAGCAGAGGAAAAGCAACAAACCUGCUAGAGACAGUCAUGUUUGUGCUUCAUUUAGUGCUUUUGGCUUCUUUGGCCAUCCCACGCGUUCUUUCAGACGCUCCUGUCAAUGGCCGCUGGAGGACAGAUACUGACAUUCCACAGUAUGAUGAGACCCCAGAUGAUUAUGAUGAUGACGACGAUGAUGAU